Messenger RNA from Manduca sexta (tobacco hornworm), 1850 nucleotides. RefSeq lists its product as uncharacterized. The record is from RefSeq and is a predicted model, not a curated record. The transcript has 5 exons. NCBI's taxonomy places the organism in Eukaryota, Metazoa, Arthropoda, Insecta, Lepidoptera, Sphingidae. The annotation marks the transcript as partial.
UUAGAUGAAAUUAUAGAACAGAGACGAAAGACUACAAAGGAGGAAAUAAAGCGAGAAUUAGAACAGGAGCAAAAAUUGCUUAACAUGGAUGGACCAUGGGGCAAGCCCGGACCAGGCGGAACAAUUUGGCGGCACCCUCGCAACAUUGGCUUAAAUUUCUCGAAGUCUAUGGGUUGGACCGACAACGAAAUUUUUAGUAAAUUAAAAGGGGAUCAAAGGGGCGUAAAACUUUCUUCGCUUACUUUACCUAAAGUAAAGAGAGACGAUGAUACAUAUGGGGAAACACCGGACAAAGAAAAUAUUAAACCAUCUCUAAUUGACAAGCUACCACACAUUAGUUAUAACGAUAGUCCAACUGGAAGUGGCCGAGACAGAAGAAGAGAAAUGGAUGAAAAAGUCAAAGCUAUUUAUGGCACUAACCGUAAAUACAAACGUAGUCCUAAGAAGAAAAAGUUUAUCAAAAGAUUAUCUAACGGCGACAAAGUAAGCAGAGUGUGUCUUGAUGAGUACGAUAAUUAUAUUGAAGGCGAUGUUGUAACUCAAAAGAAACUCACGCCCGAAGCAAAUAUUUUGAGGGUUACAGGAGGUAUAGAGCUGGUGCCGUUACUCGCGAGGAGAAGGCGCGUCGGCGCGAGAACUCUGCCUUCCAGCGAUGUUACGAGACCUCCGGACCAACCGUGUCAAUGGCGUGAACUUCAAGUUGAUUAUUUGAGAGAGCUCAAACGUCAAAUGCGUGUUAAAUGCGAGCAGAAAGAGGAGAGUCGUCGAAAUUCCGCGGAGAGUGUCAAACAACACCACGCCACAUGGGCUUCGUUGUGGGGGCGCCCAGGACAUGGAGCCCCACAGCAACGCGGACGAUAUGCUCGAAGUAAUCUGGCGCAGUUGCUGUACGUCCAACCUUUGUCCAAUACACAAUAACUAUCACCAAUAAUUGGAGCAAGUUGAUGAAGACUUCGUACCUCAGUUCAUUAUUGUUAAAGUAGUUAUAUACUGACCUGUUAUUGGUCAAAUGAGAAGGCCAAUAGAUGGUAUCUCGUAGCAUAAUCUUUCUAAACAUAUCUCAAACUUGGAGCUUCUUAGAAGCUAUAAAGAGAUAAUGUAAUGCGUAAAUGAAACUUUCCCAAGAAUGUAAAACUCAUUAAACGCAUACAUAUUACAUACGUAUCGAGUGCAGCACAUAAUAUCAAAAAGUAAGUUAUGUUUCAUGCAAUUCCUUAGAAGUUAAUUCACUUACUUAGUUUAUAUUUCAAAGAAAUUAGUAUGAUAAUAUAGAUUAUAUAUAGUGCCAAGUGGAAAUAUAUUAAUUUAUAGGGAUGUCACUGCGUGUAUAGUAUAUAAAAAGUAUGUUAAAAAAGAUAUUAUGUAACUUAAUGCGUUCUUGUAACGAUGGGUUAUGGUAGUGCAUAUCGUAAGAGUAUUGUGUCAAUAUUAUGAGGCAUCUUAACACAGGUAGAACGCACAAGGUAGCGUUAACUCUCCACAAAUUACUUAGAAGCGUGUGUUAAUAGCGAAGAUUAAUUGAUAUGGACAUUUCGCCUUAGAUAUGUAUGUAAUUUUGCCUGCUGGGUAGAAAUAAAAAUAGCGGUUAAUAUGCGAAUAUAGCUUGCAUUGUGUAAUGUUUAUAUUAUGUAAUUGAAUUCAUAAUAUUAUGAGUUAAAUGUGUUACAGUAUCUAUCUACAGGAUUUGUUUUUCAGAUUUUAGCCUUACCCGUUACUCAUGUCUAUAUUUUAAUAAUAAUAAAUGAACUGAACUAUUUAUAGUGUACAGUUAUCAAUAACAGUUUACAUUUUGUUUUUAUUUCCUUUCAACAUGAAGAUAUGUAUGUAAAUCUUAGAUAAGAAAACUUGUA